CCCAGCAGCUCGCGUAGCAGCAGCUGCCACAGGCCACCGUCGCUCCCGCCUCCUGGGCUGCUCCUCCCCGCAAGUCCCGCCGCCUGUCCCCGCCUCCCCCUCCCUUCUCGGCCGUCGGCCCCCGGGUUUCCUGCUGCUGGCGGAGGCCGAGGGAGAAGGUGGCGGUGGAGGCGGUGGACGGAGAGAAAACGCCGCGGAGCGGGAGAAGCGAGGCAGCUGCUGCCCGCCCACCCCAGUGAGUCCAGCGCCGCCCCCACCACCUCCUCCUUCAGCGUCUCUGCCCCUUCCCUCCCCCCAGCCACCUACCUCCCCCAGCAGCCGGGACAAUAGCGCAGGGAGAUGUCCUCCUCCGGCGGCCACCAGCACAGCCAGAGCCGGGCCAUCCCCACCAGGACGGUGCCCAUCAGCGACGCCACGCAGCUACCUCAUGACUAUUGCACCACGCCCGGCGGGACCCUGUUUUCCACCACCCCUGGAGGUACCCGAAUCAUCUACGACCGUAAAUUUUUGUUAGAUCGCCGCAAUUCCCCCAUGGCUCAGACGCCACCAUGCCAUCUCCCAAAUAUUCCAGGAGUCACCAGUCCAGGUACCACAGUUGAGGAUUCCAAAGUGGAAGUAAACAAUCUGAACAAUCAUGACAGGAAGCCUGCAGUGGGGGAUGAUGCUCAGUUUGAGAUGGACAUCUGAUUGCCCCAGAGCGUAACCAUGGAGAGGCAGCAAUUCCUGAUACCUGUGCAUACCCGAUUCUGCUAAUAGGAUCAAUAACUGAAAGGUGGAAGAGGAGGCGGCGGCGGCGGCAGCAGCAGUCUCCAUUAGACUCCCCACCUCAUCUUCCAAGUGCCAAAGGAUAAGAAGACUAGCUCCCCCAACCCUUCCCCUCCCCUUUGUUUUUAACCCCCAUCUCCCUGUUCUGUGACUGAAUGGAUGCCCUUGUCAAAUUGUACAGAGCUGAGGAACACGCCGAGUGGAACCUUGGCAUCUCGCACUUUAGAGGCAACCCGUCAAACCGUACACAAGCGAGAACGUACCUCCAUCACCAAUUGGAUAUUUAUUGCAAAUAGCAAAGGGGCCAAGGACUGGUGAAUUUAUGCUCAGUGGAGAUGAUAUUUUGCCUGUAUCCUUCCCUUCAGCCUCAUCCCAACUCACAAAGGGCUUGUGUGCACACAGCAAGUAACCGAUUGUAAUAAGGUGUCUCAAAUACUUUUGAUCACUCACAUUUUAAAAAUUGCAAGGAACAGUGAGAGAGAGGUAAGAGUCUCUGCUCAGUAUGAGUUUCUUUUCCUCAGUGGGCAGAGCACUCACUUAGGUAACUCUGGGGGGCCCUGGUUUCUAGUCCCACUUGUGACCUUUCUCCAAGACUCUGUGUGCCCCACAAUAGUAACAUGUUUUCUCAUCUGGAGAAGCAUAAUCUUAAUUCAUCUUGUUCCUGCACCUCCUUGAUUUUCUCCUCCCUUCCGUCCUCCCCUGUGCCCUCAAACUUCCUUUGGAUAAUAUUUCUUGAUCUUAUGUAUAUUUAGAGGAGCAUGUCAGUUCAUUAUAUUGCUACUUCCUCCUCUUUCUUUCUCUCUUUCCAUCCCAGAAGCAUGUCACCCAAAACUACUUUCAAAAAUUUAACCCUUUAUUCCCUGAGUACUUUAAGUCCAUCGAUGCUAAAUCAAAACGUUUUUUUCUGGCCUAUCAGAGAAGGUUUUAUUUUAUUUUAUCUUCAGGACUUCCUCCUUUUGCCUGUUAGUUUCUCCUGAUUUCUUUGCUAUUUUACCCUGUUGUCUAUUCAUAUUGAAGGUAUUAGAGUAAUGGUUAAUUUCCAACAUCCCUUACCUCUUUUGCAUUAGGAACAGUGUUUUGCCCACUAACAGUUUUAAUGAAAACACUUAAUAUUGAAACCUUAAACAUUUAUUAAUACCUUCCAUCAGAAGGGAAAAAGCAAAUGUCAGCAAACUCUUUCUGAAGAACAGAGAGUCUGUUUUUCAUCUUGCACUAUCCUUCCUUUUAAAGUUCACCAUGCUACUUUUAUUCAUUAGCGCCAUUACUUUUCCGCCAAGACCCUUUGUUGGCAACUUUUAUGUUCACUGCUGGGGUGUACAUUGGCUGACUUGUAAUAUUGACCAUUUACUUGUAUGGGACAUUUUUGUUCCAUGUUUUCCAGUGCUGCUCCUGACUUGCUAAAAGGAUUAGUUGAACUAGUGUGGAUUUUGGCAAGAAUGUGGUGCUUCCGGCCAAUUCCUGUCUGGCCUAGCCUCUUGAAGUUUUUGGGAGGUUUGAUUUAGUUGCUGAGGGAAUUGCUCAAACUGUAGCUGGACUUGUUUCCCAUUACCUGUGAGUCAGAUAUUUGCAUAGUUCAGUUAUAAAUUGGAAAAGACCCUUGUUUUCUCCUUUAGUUUACAAAGGGGCACUUCACUUCUUUGCGGAAGGAAGUUUUCCUGAAAAUCUCUCCCUUUUCCCUCAUCCCUUCCAAAUGUGAAUAAUGCAGGAGCCAAAACCCUUAAUUUGCUCUCUCAGGAAUACAGUAGACUCUGUAGUGGAUGUGGAAAAUACAAGGUCUUCUUAAAGCUUGGCUAUGGCCAGAAAAGUGACAAAAACUACAUCUCUGUUUUCUAUUUAUCUUCUGGCAUUAUUCCACCUAUGUUUGGUAUGAAGGAUGCUAUAAAAAGCUCAGUUGUACUUUGUGUUUCUCAGAUCCAGUUUGCUCAGUUCAGACAUUUCUAAAGUGCACUGUGAGGUCUGUCUCAUAUAGGAAAUAUUGUUUGACCUUUUUUUCCCCUUCAUUCUGCUUCAUGUAUCACUACUACCAGUAGAUUCAGAAAUUUAGCAGGCAGUUUUGAUGAAGCAGAACAGAAUCCAGAUUUACUCUGUAGUGCUGAUAAUACUAAAAACUUGGGUUUGUCAGUGAACUAAGCAGAGGUGAUUUGGGAGAAACAGGAAAAAUAAAUGGGCUGCGAUAAGGUAUUGUUAGUCACUUUUCUCAUGCUAGAGAUACAUUUUGUUGAUAACUUCACAGCUUUAUAUAGUGCUGCACAGGGGUUCAGCUAUUUGACAACAUAUUGUGCAGCCAAAAACCUGUCACAACACUGAAAAUGUCUCCCUAAAUGUACAGUGCAGCAAGAGCUUCCAUUAUGCAACUGUCCUCUUAGCUGUUGGCUGACACAUGUAAAAUAUGGAUUACAGUACUACCCCCACAUCACAGGGGUAUUGUGAGGAUAAAUUCAUUAGUAUUUGAGUGACCAUCAGAUAACACAGAAGGAUGUCAUGAAAGUAGAGAUUGUGUUAAAAGCAUCAGCAUGUUGUGCAGUGACAGGUCUCUACUGUCUUUCUGCUUUCUCUCUUCCCCUGUCUCUUCUGGUUAUGAAAAAUGAUGACUGAAUUAAAAAUAGUGCACUCAACAAGCUCUCUCACUUUUUGUUAAUCAGUUUGGAUAAGAAAUUCUCACCUAUUUUGCUCAGGGCUGAGUCCUGUAACAUUAAUGCCCGUAAGAAACUAUUCCAGGUAGUCAUAUUGCCACACACUGUCACUUUCAGUUUCACUUUGAAUUUAGAUUUGGAUUAACCUGUUCUCUUAGCAAUCAAGUACAUCUUUGAUAGCGGCCAUGUGGAAUAGGCCUUACCUGGAAUAGGCCUAACCUAACUUCCACUUUGGUGUAAUCCUGGUUGAACAAUCAAAAUGGGUUCAGUUGUUUGAUAUUUAAAAUGGCACCAUCAAACUAAAACAUGUCCUUUCCUGUUAAUAAAAUUGAUCCAAAAUAUAAUAUAAUCUAUUUUUACUUCCAUUAAUAAUCUUGUUUACUACUUCCAGUACACUUAGCUUGGAACAUGAAAAAUGUUCAGUUACUUUACGAUUCUUAAGUCCCACAUGGCUACAACUACAGGGUAACACUUACUUACAUGCAGUCUGAAUGCUCUUGUUAAAACUGAUGGGAAGAUAAUAAAGAUGUUCAGUUUUGUAAAUGAUUUAUUUUAUUAAACCUGAAGUUUUUGGGGUUCCAGACAUUAUACAGGCCAGAUCUUUCUCUGCAUUAGGGCAGCUUUUUAUCAUCCCAUCAGUGCCCUUUUUAACCAGUGUUAGGCUACUGCAGGAUUCUCCAUGCAUCGUGAGAUGCUUAAGUGUGCAGAGCCAAUUAUAGCAGUUCGUACACUCAACUCCAUUUUGCAUCCAGCUCAGGAGACAAGGUUAGGACAACCAUUGGCUAUAGUACUGGCUUCUUGGCAGAGUUAGACUUUGUCUACACUUGCAAUAGAUUGACAAAACUUGUGGUUCACAGAUGCUUAAACAUUCUCCUCUCUAAAUGACAAAAGAUUUGCCGUGGCAAAUGCAAAUGCAAACUUUGUCAGCAGGAGCACUCUGAUGGGGGCUAGAAAUAUUUUGUCAGCAAAAGUCCUGACACAGCCUUGUUACAUGACAGUGUAGACGUACCCUUAGAUCAGCGUUUUUUGUAAGCUAAGCACUUCAGCAGCCACCCUGGAGAGAUUCAAAUGACACCCAGCAGAUUACCAGAGUGUCUAUAGCUGGCAACAUGCAUUUCUACUGGUGGUGCACAUUUGUACAUAGAUGGAGGGAACUCUGCCUUAGAGUAGCACUUAGACUGCUCUAAUCUGUGUUAUGGGUCUACCUCUGAGAUGGGGGAGCAGUUUUUUCCCCCUUGCCUAAUAUGCACAGCUUUAAUCCUUAUUUUUAACCAUUAAAAGAAACGGCCUGGACGAUGUACUGGAUUAGUGCAGGAACCUAUUUCAGAAUUUAUCUCUAACCAUAAGUAAAUUUAGCAGAUUCAUCCUAAUUCCUAUUUAUGCACUUCAUAAAACCACAACCCAGUAUGGGUUAUGCUAAAAGUGCCCUAAGCCAUUUUAACUGAAUUAAUUUUCACAAUCUGCAGAAUAGGGAUGUAAUGCUAUAGACUACAUGCACGUCCCCUUCCCCGCCCCCAACCAGUAAAUUUUUUAGCAGGUUGGCCAGCAGCCCAGCUCAGCUCUGGCUCAGGCCGGGUCCGGGACCUAUCCCCCGCUGUGGCUAUGUAUUCAAGUAUAUUAGGAGCUGGGCGUGCAGGCAGCCUGGCUCAGUUCCAGUUCACACUGGAUCCAGGACCUCAGACAUGCACACCCCAGACCGGGGUUCUGCCUCUUAUCAGGGGCAGCAGCACAGGGUGACAAGAAGCCAGUCCACAAGAGGAGCUGGUUUUUAAACUGGCUCCCCUCAUGGACUAGCUCCUGCUUGGCACCCCACACUGCUGCCAGCCCCACCCCCAGGGACUACAGAAUAGUUGACUAACCAAUAAGAAUUCAUGAGGUUACUUGACUAUUCAAUUAAUUGAUAUUUAAGAACAUAAGAACAUAAUGCAGAGCACUUUUUUUUAAAAACCAAUUCUGUGAACAAAACAGUUCAAACUAUCUGGUGCCUGGUCUACACUAAGGCUCCAGCUAACUUCAAAAUCGGUUAGCUCAACUAAUUUUAAACUAGUUGGAGGGGAGGGAGACUUCCCCGGCAUAUAGCAGACCAGUCUGGGAUAAUGGGCAGCUGCUACUCAGGAGAGGUACAGGAUGAGACUGCCAAGGGGGAUAUAGCAGUAGAGCUGAAGGCAAACUAACACAGUCUGACUCUGUGCCUGGCUCUAGCUAGGGCUUUUGGUCUUCCUUCCAUGAGUACUAAAUUUGUAUUUGGGGGGGAAAAAAAAGAUGGGGAUGAAUAUACAUUAUUGCAUCCUUUCCUCCAGUAAUGCUGCGAGCACAAAUGAUGCAGGGUGAUAGACAAUGCUAUAAGAUGGUGUCUACCUUGGUUUCAUUAGCAUUUUCCAUUAAUCUUCUUGUGGCAUUGUUCCUCAGGAAUACUAUGCCCAGAGCCAGCCUUGCCCCCCUAAACACUCCAUUGCCAAGAAGGAAAAAAAAAUCACACAUUUCAAAAACAGACAGAAAACCCCUAUUACCUCUCAAAUGAUCCACUGUCCCAGCUGGCGUGAUCAAUUAUCCCUUUCUUAGUUUUGGUUUGGUCUUUCUCAAUGCUGAUUUUAGUCUUGAGGGGGCUUCAAUGAUGUGAUUUUUUUUUUAAAGAGCAAUAGUACAGGGAACUCAAAAUCCAAGUGCUGCUUGUUUAGACUUGAUUGUGUUUAAAUUAAUUUUUUGCCCCUUUCAGUCACCUUCCUGCAUCUUUGCCCUGAGAGGCAUGCAGAAUUUUGAAAAAAGGAUCACAGCUUAUAUAAGAGAAUGGCGAUUGAUGUAGAAUAGUGACUUGUACUAUAGAAACCUGCAAUCAACAUUCACAUCUGAGAAUAAGUCUUCUCGCCUUGACUUUUAUAACCAGUGUCAAGUUUUUCCUGAUUUUGCACAGCACAGGUCACAAUGCUGGUAUGAAACCCUACUGAAGUCAGUGGGUCGCUGCACGGGUACAGGAUUCUGUCAACGGAACUGAUUACAGAAGUGUUGCUAUCUACAGCAUGGGGUGGGUAAGGGUUGUUUCCUAGAGGCAGGCUAGCAUUGACAUUAAACCUAAAGUAAUCUUUAAGCUUCUCAAAAAUAGCAUUACAUCAGCAAUUGUUGAUGGCGGUUCAUGUGCUGAAUUGCCUAUACUGAAAGCAGCAUCUCCUCUGUGUGCCUAAGCGGAGGGGCCAUAUCUGACAAUACUUGCCAGCUGCUUUAUAGUGCCAAGAGCUAUGAGAAUUACUGAUAAGCCAUUUUGCGUCUUUGUCACCUAAGGUCUCCAAAGUUUUACAAAAGUGGUGAUUUCCUUUAUAAGCUUUGAUAUCAGCAAUGGAGCACCUCUGUGACAGAACUAAUGCAUGCUUCCAUUCUGAAUUAACUCUUCUUAAUUAUCUAAUUAUUCAGCCUGCGUGUAUAUCCUGUGGACCUGUGAGUCAGUCCUCUGAAACUGACCUUGGAGAAAGGAGAGAAGGAUAAAAUAGCUUCCAGUUAUACUUUUCCCAGUGGAUGUCUCUUGCAAGAAGCAGUCUCCUUUCAGCUCUAAAUAUUAGGAGUCAAUUGUGGUUUAAUUUUCAGUUGAAUUGAGUGGUUGGUCUAAACCCCAUGCUUGGUUGCUGUUUGGGCUUCUGCACUUCUCUGUGUUAAGAGUGGCCUGUGGUGCUGUCAGAAGUGCUGCUGGUCACACAUUUAUUAUAAAUCAGGUAUAUUAGCAGAUGUAUGGGAAGCUUGCACAGCACUUUCCUUCUCUGUGCCUUCUGCUUCUCUGUCAUUGGCUAUUAAACAUCCUUCAUUUCCACUACUUAAUAGAAUCUGUGCAUGUGGCACGGAGCACGGCUCAUCUUUCCUUUCCUCCUCCCCAGUUGUCUGUGAACUGGAAAAAUCCCACAUUUUUGACACCUUGACCAUUUGCAUUCAGGUUCCAUCAUUCAGACAAGUCAGUAGUCUUGGCUUGUUUCCAUGCUGUUGAAAAGGCCAAUGUAAUUCUUGCACGUGUGUUCCUUGUGAUAUAAUACUUUAAAUUUACCAGUUUUGCCAUCAGAGGGCACUGUGAUCCUCUCUAGACUAUGAUCUUGCACUUGGAAUUGACCGUCCUUAAGGAAAAUAUGCUCCUCAUAAUUAUCUAUUUUUCCCAGUCUCUCUAUUCAUAUCUAGGAAACCUCUAAAUGGUCCCAGAAUACAGGGGCUUUUUGUUGACACUCAGAAACCAGUCUCCAAGACACAACAAAAUCCAAUCCAUUUUUUGGGAAAGCAAUCCAUCAUUUGCUCAUAGCUAAAGAAAGGAGAACUGCAUCUUUGGAGUGACAGUGUGGUUAUCUGUGUUUUUAAUUUCAUUUUUUCCACUUUUAUUUCUGAACUAUUUACCUUUUAACUCGUAGCUUUCCCUCCCAGACCCUAAAAAAUGUGAUGCUGUUCUUCACUGAUCUCCUUUCACUGCACCUGCCCUUUUUGAGCUAGUAUUCCUUUGCCUCAAUUCCUAGUGCCUGUUCUGUGUUAAUGAUCCUGCCCUUGCUUACAUGUGAAAAAUACCACUUCAUGACAAAUCAGUAUUUUUCCCCAUGAUCUGAACUCAAAUUUAGUUUUGUAGUGGGACUCACUUGGCAUCAAAGAUGCCGGGCUUGCCUCUUUUUUGAUAAGUGAUUUGCAGCACCUAGAUUUCAGUGGCCAUCUUCUAUCUGUUCUUCCCCUUAGUUGUCCAUCUAGGGAAAACACCCCUUCACCUAAACUCAUACUGGAGGUUUUUGUAAUGCCUCUUGGUGGGGAGGGAGUGAUGUAGUAAAAGGUGGGUACUCUUAUGAGGCUCAAUAGCACAUCUCUCAAAUCACCCCCUACUUCUGUCUAAAUUCAGCCAUUUCACACGGGCUUGGAAUGAGCUUUCUUUUGUGCUUAUAAAUUGAUCUAAAAUUCUGAUUCAUAAAAUUGGUGUUAUAGAAAUAAAUACUUAUUGUAGAGCAUUAUUUUAAGUUACUUGCCCUACUGUUAUUGGGAUUUAUUCUCACAUACAGUGUUUGGCAGGUUGAGAAGUAUGCUUUGAUACUUCCUUGUUAAAAUUGAGUGGUUAUUCAUCAAAUGAGAAAUCUCCACAGAAGGGCAGAGGCAGAGUAUGUUCAAAUUUAAAUGUGGAUGUUAAUAGUGCACACAAAUAUAUAAAAAUAAAUAUAUUUUGAUUAAAAUCCCAGGAAGUCUUGUUAGAGUCUUGGAUAGAGCAGCACAGGGAAGAUUAACUUUGCUAAAUAAGAAGGGCAAAUAGCUGCUGUGUGAAGUAUCCAUUUUAGCAGAGCAACUCUUCUCACAAAAUUGCUCUAGAAACCAAAAUCAAAGGAUAAUUAACCUAAAACAGGAGCCAAGAGUAACAUGCAGUAUCUGUUAGUCACACUAGAAGUGAAAGAAAAAAAAUCAAGGGCAGCAAGCAUCCUGGUUCCUAGUGACACUGGGAAUAAAACAGUGACUUCCCCAUUCUGCUUCCCUUGUCCAUAUCUGCAUCACUGCGAGAUGGGGACCCAGUGCCUUUCUUCACCUCAGAUAGGAAAGCGGCAGCAUUGCAAAACACUCUUUGCUGAGUUGUGAAGGUGUCUUAGGAGAGCACAGAGGACAGUACCAAUCGUAUGAUAUUUCAUGGGUGUCUGAGACACAUUUUUAAACUCAUUGUUCUUAGAAAGCCUUUAUAAAUUUUAAAAAGUACCAUUGUCAGCUCCUUCUUUUCUCCCUUUCCUAUCCCACCUCCUUUCAAUUUUAAAUGUUAUUUUGGCUGAAAAGCAGAGACUGCCUGAAUAGUCACUGGGCAGCUUCUGUACAAUUCAGUUUUUUACUGUCCUUUAAACAAACAGGUGUUUGGGGAAAAGCUCUCAAUAAUGGUUGCUGUUACAAGAUCAAUAAAGGUCUUGAUUAUAUUAAA
Messenger RNA from Pelodiscus sinensis (Chinese soft-shelled turtle), 9291 nucleotides. RefSeq names its product eukaryotic translation initiation factor 4E binding protein 2 (gene EIF4EBP2). The record is from RefSeq and is a predicted model, not a curated record. Gene Ontology annotation, biological process: negative regulation of translational initiation. NCBI's taxonomy places the organism in Eukaryota, Metazoa, Chordata, Testudines, Trionychidae. Gene Ontology annotation, cellular component: cytoplasm. Gene Ontology annotation, molecular function: eukaryotic initiation factor 4E binding.